Molecule: messenger RNA, 2611 nt
Organism: Hipposideros armiger (great roundleaf bat)
Lineage: Eukaryota; Metazoa; Chordata; Mammalia; Chiroptera; Hipposideridae
Gene: ACD
Product: ACD shelterin complex subunit and telomerase recruitment factor
Exons: 19
Coding region: 72-2588 (838 amino acids)
Biological process (GO): negative regulation of telomere maintenance via telomerase; protein localization to chromosome, telomeric region; telomere maintenance via telomerase
Cellular component (GO): chromosome, telomeric region; telomerase holoenzyme complex; shelterin complex
Molecular function (GO): telomeric repeat DNA binding
Source: RefSeq, a predicted model, not a curated record
GGGGAGGGGCCACGAACGGGGCAAGGAAGUGGGCUAGGAGCAGAGGCGGCUAGUUGCAGACGGGACCGGGAAUGGAGGGCAAGGCCGGGGUCAAGGUCCGGGUCCAGGGAGGAGGUCUGGGGACCGAGAUGCUUAGCCCGGCAGGCCUCGAUGCAACGUUGCAGGGCGACGGCGGCGGCAUGUGCGAGGGCCCGUCCCGCAUCUCGGGGCCCAUCCCUCCAGACCCUACGCUUUGUCCUAACUACUACCGACGGCCGGCCUCGGCCCAAGGUCGCCUUGAGGGAAACGCGCUGAAGCUGGACCUGCUGACCUCGGAACCGGACCUGGACGUCACCCCGCCCCGCGGCCCCCGCAUCCGUCCAGGAGCUGUAGAGAUUCUGGAGCGUGGUCGGCGCGGCGUGGGGGUCAUGUUGAUGCAACUUGGGGCUAUCUCCCUAGGCCCAGGGGCCUCUCCCAAAAAGAAGGACCCUAAAGACCAUGAGAAGGAGAACCUGAGGCGGAUCAAGGAAAUUCAGAGGCGCUUCCGUGAGCAGGAGCGCAGCCGGGAACAGGGCCAAUCCAGGCCCCUGAAGGCUCUGUGGCGCUCACCCAAGUAUGACAAAGUGGAAUCCCGGGUCAAGGCCCAGCUGCAGGAACCCAGCCCUGCCUCUGGGACAGAGCCUGCCCACUUCCUGCGGGCACACUCCCGCUGCGGCCCUGGGCUCCCACCACCCCGUGUCCCCAGUCCUCAGCUAAGCCCACUAGGUCCCAAUGCCAAGGGGCCAGGCCUGGGUGUGGACUUCAUUAGCCACAAUGCACGCACUGCCAAGAGAGCCCCCCGGCGGCAUUCCCGCUCGCUGCAGGUCCUGACACAGGUGCUGGAGCAGCAACGGCAAGCCCAGGAGCACUACAAUGCCACACAGAAGGGCCAUGUGCCCCAUUACUUGUUGGAGCGCAGGGAUCUGUGGCGGCAGGAGGCUGAGGCUCGCAAACAUAGCCAGCCAGACCCUGCCAUGCCCCCUGGCCAUACUCGUAUGCCUGAGAACCAGCGGCUGGAGACACUGAGCAAUCUGCUCCAGAGUCAGAGCCAGCUGCUGCGUGAGCUGGUGCUGCUGCCCGCUGGGGCAGACUCACUGAGGGCCCAGGGCCACCGUGCUGAGCUGGACCGGAAGCUGGUGCAGGCGGGGCCGCGGCUCCCGCGGGAAACCCGGGCGAGGGGUGCUCGGCUAAGUGCAACUGCGGGAAUGGCAGGCACGAGGAGCUUGGUCUUGAGGCCUUGGAUUCGAGAACUGGUCCUGGGGUCAGAGACACUCUCAAGUCCGCGGGCGGGGCAGCUGCUCCAGGUACUGCAGGAGGCCGAGGCCCCGGGCACGUCCCGCGCUCCUGACAAGUCUGAAGUCGGGGCGGCGCUGCUUGUGUCCGACGGGACCCACAGUAUUCGAUGUCAGGUGACGCGGGAGGCCCUGAACGCCUCGGACUGGGAAGAGAAGGAGUUUGGUUUUCAAGGGGCUGAAGGCCGACUGCUGCUGCUGCAGGACUGCGGAGUUCGAAUCCAAGUUUCUGAGGGCGAGGGUGGCCUGCCCUCGGAGUUCUACCUCCAGCUGAACCGCUUCAGCCUGCUGCCCACGGAGCAGCCCCGAGAUUGGGUGACUGGUUGUAACCAGGACCCGGAUGUACAGAAAAAGCUCAGUGACUGCCUGGAGGAACACCUUUCAGAGUUCACCUCUCCCAAUGCAGGCCUUUCACUGUCCCAACUUCUGGAUGAGGUGCAGGAGGAACAAGAGCAUCAGGGGGCACUGGUUCGCCGGGCUGAGAGCUGUCUGAUGCUGUCAGGCCAUUGCACAGCACCCCUGCUCACCUGCUGGGCCACCUCACGCAGCAGGGCCUUGGAAGAAGCUGUGUAUACUGUCCCCAGUCUAUGGCUGCACAUCUCUGAGAAUGACCAGCAGAUCCUGAACUCUCUGGGCCCAGGUCGGAGGGCACAGGGCCCCGAGUUGUCCCCACCAGCCCUGGCUCUUGAGGAACUAUCAUUGACCCUAAUCUCUCCUUCCUCACUCAGUUCCUCAGGAACCCCUAUAUUACCUAGCUACAUGUCGUCAGAGGAAAGUGGUGCCAGUGUCAGCCUUCUGCCUGCCCUGUCCUUGGCUGCUCCAGACCCAGUGCAGGUCAGCUCCCAGCCCCUAUCAGCCAUCUGCUCAGCCCCUGGCCCUCUGUCCCCCAGUUCCCCACACCCCAGCCAUGUAUCCAGCUCCCCAUUCCUGAGCUGCACCCCAAGUCUGUCACCUCUUGGUCACAUUCCCAAGCCACACCAGGGUCAUGUGACCAGGCCCCAGAAAUCUAGCCUGGAGUUCAAGAAGCCAACGUUGCCCCCCAAGAACUGGCUGCAUUCUUCAAAGAUAAGAACCAAUGAGGGAGUCCUGGAAUCCAGUCCUGUCUGGGAGCCCCCAAAGAGGCAUCGUGAUGGUUCUGCCUUCCAAUAUGAGUAUGGGCCACCCUGCACUUCCCUCUGUGCCCAGGUCCAAGGUGCCAGGCUCCCUCCCCAGCUUCUGGCCUGGGCCUUGCACUUUCUGAUGGAGCCACAGCCGGAAUCUGAGCAAACCCAGGUGUGAGGGGUCAUGUGACCACGUGGAAG